UCCUGGUGGGCGAGUGUGUUGCAGCGCGUCGCAAUGAAGGGGCUCAGCGUUUGCCGGCCGGGCAUUCGCGAACUGCUUGCGCCUUGGCAGUUGCCGCCAUUGGGCCGCCCGGCUGAAGUCCGUCCGGCAUUUAAGCACUAAACUGUUGGCGCGGCGGGUGUUUGGUGUGUCCGGAGGAAUUUGCCGAAACGCGCCACAUUCGCGGCGCCUGCAGCCCUGUGGCCCCGCCGGCUAAGUAUGGGGCGGGCGCGCUUGGCCGGUUUGCUG
Messenger RNA from Amoebophrya sp. A120, 267 nucleotides. Lineage: Eukaryota; Dinophyceae; Syndiniales; Amoebophryaceae. The record is from the annotation of a GenBank genome assembly.